Molecule: messenger RNA, 4335 nt
Organism: Lodderomyces pseudojiufengensis
Lineage: Eukaryota; Fungi; Ascomycota; Pichiomycetes; Serinales; Debaryomycetaceae
Exons: 1
Coding region: 1-4335 (1444 amino acids)
Biological process (GO): transmembrane transport
Cellular component (GO): plasma membrane
Molecular function (GO): ATP binding; ABC-type xenobiotic transporter activity; ATP hydrolysis activity
Source: RefSeq, a predicted model, not a curated record
AUGGAUGAUAUAAGUUCAUUAGAAUUUGGUGAUAAUCAUUAUAAACCUCAAAAAAGAAUAUUAACUUUCCUAUUCAAAAAUAAGAUAUACCCAAUACCAAAUGACAGUGAAAGAAAAUUACAUCCUAAAAAAUCAAGUAAUUUAAUUUUUAAAAUCUUCUUUUGGUGGGCUACUCCAUUAAUGACUAUAGGUUAUACAAGAACUUUACAACCAAAUGAUUUAUGGAUUUUAACUGAUGAUUUAAAAUUGGAGGGCAAUUAUGAGAUAUUUGAAAGUUAUUUAGAUUUAGAAAUUACAAGAGCCUCAUUACAACAUUUAGAAGAGAAAUGUGCAAGUAGAAAUGAAUCAUUAGAAAAUUCAACUAUUUCAAAAGAAGAAGAUUUAAAAGAUUUUAAAUUAUCUGCAAAAAGUUUAGCAUUAGUUUUAUUUUUAACUUUAAAAAGAGAAAUUAUUAUAUCAGUUUUAAUGGCUGUUAUUGCAUUUACUUGUUGGUCAGUAACUCCAUUAGUUACUAAAUAUUUAAUUAGAUUUGUUGAAGAAAAAACAUUGGGGAUUGUAACAAAAGUUGGAAAGGGUAUUGGAUAUUCAAUUGGAGUUGUUUGUUUAAUGUUUAUAAGUAAUAUUUUAUUUAAUCAUUUUUUAUAUAUUGGAUCAGUUAUGGGUGCAAAAGUUAAAGCUAUAUUAACAAAAGCUAUAUUAGAUAAAUCUUUCAAAUUAAAUUCUGAAUCAAGACAUAAAUAUCCUCAAAGUAAAAUUACAAGUUUAAUUACUACAGAUUUAUCAAGAAUUGAAAUUGCUUGUUUAUUACAACCUUUAUUAUUAUGUUUACCUGUUCCAAUUAUUAUUGCUAUAGUUAUAUUAAUUGUUAAUAUUAGAGUUUCAGCUGUUAUUGGUGUUGUUAUAUUUAUUAUUUUCUUGGGGAUUAUAUCAAUUGGAGCAAAAAAAUUAUUUGAAUAUAGAGAUAUUGUAUCAAAAAUAACUGAUAAAAGAGUUAAUUUAAUGAAAGAAAUUUUAAAUAAUUUAAAAAUGAUAAAAUAUUAUUCAUGGGAACAUCCUUAUCAUAAAAAUAUAAUGAAAGUAAGAGGUGAAGAAAUUAAUAUGAUUUUAAAAAUUCAAACUUUAAGAAAUGUUAUAUUUUCAUUAGCUAUGACAUUAACUGGUAUAUGUGCAAUGAUUGCUUUUAUUAUAUUAUAUGCUAUACAAGGUUCAACAAGUAGUCCUGCUACAAUGUUUUCAUCAGUUACAUCAUUUGAAAUUUUAGGUAUGAUGGUUUUUUUUAUACCACAAGUUUUAUCUACUACUGUUGAUAUGAUUAAUGGAUUUAAAAGAAUUGGUUCAUUAUUGUCUGCUCCUGAAGAACAAAAAUAUGAAGGUUAUCGAACUUUUGAUAAUAAUAAGGAUAAAGAUUCAAUUGUUUUAACUAAUGCAACUUUUAAAUGGGAUGAAUUUAGUGAUAAUGAAGAAGAUGAAGAUGAUGAAGAAUCUGAGAAGAAGAAGAAAGAGAAAGAGAAGGAAGAAGCAAAGAAUAAGAGAAAAUGGUGGAAGAAAUCUAAUAAAACAAAGAAGGAUGAACAAAUUAAUGAAGAUAUUAAAUUGGAGAAUUUAAGUAAUUCUGAUUCAGAUGAUAAAAAAGAUGAAGAUGAAGAUUCAUCAUCAAAUUUCAUAGGUUUUAAUGAUCUUAAUUUACAAAUUAAAAAAGGAGAAUUUGUUGUUAUUACUGGUAUUAUUGGUUCAGGUAAAACUUCAUUAUUAAAUGCUAUUGCUGGUUUUAUGACUUGUGAAUCAGGUACAAUUGAUAUUAAUGGAUCAUUAAUUUUAUGUGGAGCUCCAUGGAUUCAAAAUAAUACAAUUAGAGAAAAUAUAACAUUUGGUUCUAAAUUUGAUCAAAAAUUUUAUGAUGAUGUUAUAUAUGCAAGUGCUUUAAAUGUUGAUAUAGAUAAUUUAGAAGGUGGUGAUUAUACUGAAGUUGGUGAAAAAGGUAUUACAUUAUCUGGUGGUCAAAAAGCAAGAAUUAAUUUAGCUCGUGCAAUUUAUGCAAAUAAAGAAAUUAUAUUAUUAGAUGAUGUAUUAAGUGCAGUUGAUGCUAGAGUUGGUAAACAUAUUUUAAAUAAUUGCUUUUUAGGUUUAUUAAAAGAUAAAACUAGAAUUUUAGCUACUCAUCAAUUAUCAUUAAUUGGUCAAGCUGAUAGAAUUAUAUUUUUAAAUGGUGAUGGUACUAUAAAUGUUGGUACAAUGGAUGAAUUAUUAAAAGUUAAUAAAGAAUUUAAUAAUCUUAUGAAAUUUAGUAAAUUUGAAGCUGAAGAAGAAAAAGAAGAAGAAGAACUUGAAGAAUUUGAUUUAGGUGGUAUAGAUGAGAAAACUGAAAUAAUUCCAACAUUAACAAAAUCUCAUGAUUCAACUCAACAAUUAACUAAAAGAAGAACAAGAUCAGAAACUAUUAUAUCAGAAGAAGAUGAAGAAUAUAAAGAUUACAAUUUAAAUAAAGAUAAAUCAAAAGGUAAAUUAAUUACAGAAGAAGAAAGAGCAAUAAAUAGUAUAAAAUGGGAUAUUUAUAGUAAUUAUUUAAAAUAUGGAUCAGGAUUUUUAAAACCAAUUGGAUUUAGUUUAGUAUUUGUUUUAUUAUUAUCAAUAUCAACAUUUUUAGAAAUUUUUGCAAAUACUUGGUUAUCAUUUUGGGUUGGUCAAAAAUUUCCAAAUAGAUCAAAUGGAUUUUAUAUUGGACUUUAUGUUAUGUUUAAUUUAUUAUGGGUUAUUAUGUUAACUUAUACUUAUGUAUUUUUAGUUACUGGUACUACAAUUUCAUCAAAAAAUUUAAAUAUUUUGGCUAUUAAUAGAGUUUUACAUGCUCCAAUGUCAUUUAUGGAUACAACACCAAUGGGAAGAAUUUUAAAUAGAUUUACAAAAGAUACAGAUGCAUUAGAUAAUGAAAUUACUGAAAAUAUGAAAAUGUUUUUCCAAUCAAUUGCUAAAAUGAUUGGUGUAUUUAUAUUAUUAAUUAUUUAUUUACCAUGGUUUGCUUGUGCUUUACCUGCUAUUUUUAUUUUAUUUUUUUGUAUUGCUAAUUUUUAUCAAGCAUCAAAUAGAGAAGUUAAAAGAUUAGAAGCAAUAUUAAGAUCAUUUGUUUAUAAUAAUGUUACUGAAAUUUUAAGUGGUAUGAAUACUAUAAAAGCUUUCAAAGAACAAAAUAGAUUUUCAAUUUUAACUAAUGAUUUAUUAAAUAAAGCUAAUGAAGCUACUUUUGUUGUUAAUGCAAAUCAAAGAUGGUUAGGUAUUCAAUUAGAUAUGUUAGCAAAUUGUGUUAUAUUAUUAGUAUCAUUACUUUGUGUUAAUAGAGUAUUUGCUAUAAAUGCUGCAUCAGUUGGUUUAUUAAUGAAUUAUACUUUACAAGUUGCAGGAGAAUUAAAUAAUUUAGUUAGAACUUUUACUCAAGUUGAAAAUGAUAUGAAUUCAGUGGAAAGAAUUAUUCAUUAUGCUUUAAAAUUAGAUCAAGAAGAUGGUUAUAAUUUAAAAAAUGAUAAUAAUGAUGAUCCCAAUUGGCCAAACGAUGGCAGUAUUGAAUUUGUUAAUGCUAAUAUGAAAUAUAGACCUGGUUUACCUUUAGUUUUAAAAAAUUUAUCAGUUAAAAUUCAACCAAAAGAAAGAAUUGGUAUUUGUGGUAGAACUGGUGCUGGUAAAUCAUCAAUUAUGACUGCUUUAUAUAGAUUAUCAGAAUUAGAUUCAGGUCAAAUAUUAAUAGAUGAUGUUGAUAUUGCUACUUUAAAUUUAAAUGAUUUAAGAUCACAUUUAUCAAUUAUUCCUCAAGAUCCAGUUUUAUUUAAUGGUACAAUUAGAUCAAAUUUAGAUCCUUUCAAACAAAAAGAUGAUGAAAUUUUAUGGGAAUCAUUAAGAAGAUGUGGAUUAUUAACAAAUGAAGAAAUUUUAAAAUCAAAAAAUAUUUCAAAAGAUUCAGAAGAAUUACCAAAAUUUCAUUUAUAUCAAUCAGUAGAAGAUGAAGGAGAAAAUUUUUCAUUAGGUGAAAGACAAUUAAUAUCAUUUGCAAGAGCUUUAGUUAGAGAUUCUUCAAUUUUAUUUAUGGAUGAAGCUACAUCAAGUAUAAAUUUUUCAGCAGAUGCUUUAAUUCAGGAAACUAUAAGAACAGAAUUUAAAGAUAAAACUAUUUUAACAAUUGCUCAUAGAUUACAUACAAUUAUAAAUUAUGAUAAAAUUUUAGUAAUGGAUAAAGGUUCAUUAAAAGAAUUUGAUACUCCUUGGAAUUUAUUUAAUCAAACUGGAAGUGUAUUUAGAGAAAUGUGUGAUAAAUCAAAUAUUGUUGCAGAAGAUUUUGAAAGAAGGUGA